UAUCUAUGUAAAUAUUAUCUUCUAUUAUCUAUACUGUUGUCACGAUUUAUCCUUCAUUUGAUAAUUUACCCUUUUUCUAGGUUCUUACCAUGAGCCAUGUGUCUAUGAUUAAAGUAAUAAAUAUUUAAAUUAUAUUUCAUCACAAAUUAUAUGAUGAGAUAUAUAUGUUGAAUAAAAUUAUUAUUUCUUUUUCGAUCAGCUUUAACCCAUACAGUUUUUUAAUAUUAUUAUUUUAAGAAAAUUGUACAUUAAAAAGUGCACGCUUUAUCUUUUUGCAAAUAGGUAUUCACUAAUAUUAUCAUGUCUUUAGCAGAACCUAGAAAGAGAAGAAAAAAUCCUAUGCACAGCAUCAAUUUGUCUGAACCAAACCACUGGACGAAUGGUAUUUUUAAUAUUUGUAAUAUCUUAUAUAACACAUUUCUUUUUUUCCUAAUACCAGUAAAAUAUCAAGUAUAGUUAUAAGUAUCAAUGAAUACAAUAAUAUUUUCUAUCAACUAUUAUAAAUUACAAGAAGACUAAUUAUUGUAUUAUUAUAAACAUUUUUUUUUAAAAUUUUAGAUGAUUCAAAGUUUGGGCAAAAGAUGCUUGAAAAAUUUGGCUGGACCAAAGGGUCUGGUCUUGGGAAAAACCAGCAAGGAAUAUCCGAAAACAUUCGAGUUCAACAAAAAGUUACUCCUACAGGUAUACAGCUAGCUUGACCUUAAUUUAUAACUAGUUUUAUCAUAUUUUAGAUUCUAAGUGAUGCUAGAUGACUAUUGGUUUUAUUAUGAUGUGUUUUUAAAAAAUUUGGAUUUUUGAUUUCCGCCUUUUUGUACUUAAUUUGAAACAUUAAGCCCAUCUAUAAAUGUAAGUCAAAUAAUAUAUUAAUUUAAAUUAUUUCAUGGAUUUAAUAAACACUACAUUUCUUGAUCAGUUAAAUAAAUAUUAUAAAUUGUACCUAUUAUUUUAAAUAAAUUUUAGUGUUGUCUACUUUUCUAUGUAAUUGUGUAACCUAUAGUUAAAUUAUUAUUAUAAUCAUUUUAUUUCUUAGAGAUGCUUGUAUAAACAUUUUACUAAUUACACAAGUCAUCUGGAAAUUGAUAAUAUUAUAUUUCUUUUCUACUAUAUGUUUAUACAAAUCUAUUUAAGUUAAUCAUUUAUACUUUUAGGUUUAGGGUUUGUUGCACACAAUGCAGAUGAUUGGUUUAAAGCUGGUGAAGACUAUUCACGGUUGUUAUUACAGUUAUCAGAGAAGUUUGAUCAGCCUACAAUACCAUCUGAAACAGGUGAUGAUAUAAACUUAAAAAAAUCACUUGUGGAAAAUUCUUUAAAUUCCAAAUCAAGAGUACAGUAAGUUAAAAUUUUAAAAAUAAAGAAUAGGUAAUAUAUAUUUCAAUUGAAUAUUUUUUUAAUAUAAUUAAUGAUAUUUUUCAGUUAUCACAAAUUUACAAAAGGAAAAGAUUUAACACAAUACAAGAAACAAGAAUUAGCAUGCAUAUUAGGCAAAGGCAUAAAGAAUGAAGAUAAGAGUGCAAAGGGUUUAGAUAUGAAAGAAUACUUUAAAAGCAAAAAGGAAAGUAAAACAACUAACCAGGGCACAUCUUGCAGUACUGAUUCUCAGAUUAUUAUUGAUGAUGAAAGUAAAGGAAGAAUUGCUAUUAAGACAGACAUAGGAUUGAAAACUGAUAUUCAUGAAAUUAAUAUCCCACCCAAAAAAAGAAAGCGUGAACCCAAACUGUCAAAAAAAACAGAUAUUAUACCAUCUAAUGAAAAAUAUAAUAUAGAAGAACCAAAAUUAAGUAAAAAUACUCAAAAUGAUAACCAUGUUAUAUUAUGCAGUGCAGACUCUCUGGUUGUUAUUAAUAACAAAAAUAAUGAAAUAGAUUCUGUUAAGAGUUGCAUAGAAUUGAAAACUGAUAAUGGUGAGAUUAAUGUUAGUCCAGUAAAAAAAAAAAAACGUGAAUCCAAACUAUUAAAGGAAACAAGUAUUAUAUCAUAUAAUGAAAGUGAUAAUGUAGAAGUACAAAAGAAAAAAAGAAAAGAAUCCAAAGUUAUCACUACUGAAGCAGUUCACAAUGAAGAAAUAAUACCAGAUAAUAAUUUAGCUGAUGUAGAUAAUUCCAAAUGUGAAUACAAUAACAAGGACAAAAAGACAACAGUAAAAGAAAUAUAUUCUGAACAAUCAAUGGCAAUGGCACAAGAUUUAAUAGAGAAUAGUUCUGCUGGUAAAAAAUAUUGUAAAGAUUUAAAUAUUGAAAAUAAUCAUUUGUUUGAAAAGAAAAUAGAAGAGUUUGUUAAUAGUAUUAAAUCGAAAACUCCAACUACAAUUUCCACUGAAAUAAAACUAUCAGAUAAAGAAAUGUAUAAUAAACCUAAACCUUUAGAUCCAAAUGAUAAAAAUUUUGUUGAAAAAUUUGAAUUAAAAAAACUGGAAGUACUUAAUAGUAUAUCAAAACCCCAAGAAAAAAAUAAGCACAUUAAUGAACGGUCUUUAUUCAUCGCUAAACAUGGAGAUAUAUUAUUUUUUGGUAGUAAUUUAAAUGAAAUUAAAGGUUAUAGUGAAUGGUGAAUUAAAUAUUACAAAAACAUGAUUUUAUUUUAUUUAUUUUUGAGUUUACCAAUAAAUCAAGAAUAGAUCAGUAUGAUAAAUGUAUUUUAUUUUAUACUGUAAUAAAUUAUAAUAUGUGUUAUAUUUUAAUAAAACAUUUUUAAGUUUUUUGUAAUUUAUGGUAAAGACAAAUUAUAAUAAUCAUUAUAACCGCAUAUAUCAUAGUUCAUUUUUAAGGGG
Molecule: messenger RNA, 2767 nt
Organism: Cinara cedri
Lineage: Eukaryota; Metazoa; Arthropoda; Insecta; Hemiptera; Aphididae
Source: the annotation of a GenBank genome assembly